CAAACAAUAGAAAACAGGAAGUCAAUUAGAGUUUGAGUCAUUACCUCUCAUUUUACUUUCUGUUUCUAAAAUGUGAAUCUGCAGCUUUGAAAGAUGACGCGAUGUAAAGUUUGGAUUGCAUUCCUGUUUGCCUGUCAAAUUGCAUUCGUUCACGGUCUCAUCUGUCACUGUUCUGACCAAAAAGAGUGUGGUCAUCAAGGAUGUUCAUCUUGUGAAAAAGAUUGGGCUGGACCCACAUGCCAGAUAAGGAAAGGAAAGCUUGAUCUUCAAUCUUCAAAAGCCACACAAUCUUAUACAAAAGAAAAGCAUGAAGCUGACUUUGCAGUUGAUGGUGAUGAAACCACGUACAGCUGGACUCAGAACACUACUAACACCACUGCAUUUGUCUACUGGACACUGGACUUGCAGAGCUCUCGCAACAUCUAUGAAGUGCGAAUCAUUUUCAGGCAAAUUGCAGACGAUAGAAACACGAAGAGGAGACCAGGGUUUUCAGUGGCCAUUUCUGAUGAAAACAACAAUGAUUAUUAUACUGCAAAAAUGUGUCAUCGUGAUAACUCUACAUCAGGAGAGAACAUUGGCGAAGUCAGUCUCGAGGAUUGCGCUGGAAUGGCUCGAUAUGUUCACAUUUUCAAUUUCCGCAAUGAGGAACUUGCCCAAAAUAUGACCUGGUCAACAUAUCCCAAUUUGGAACUUGCAGAAGUAGCUAUCAUAGGAGAUGCAGAUUGCAGUAACGGAACAUAUGGUGAGAAAUGUGACAAGCUUUGUGGAAAUUGCGCGGAAGGCAAGUGUGACAGGAACAAUGGAACUUGUCUUGUUUGCCUGGAUGGAUGGUAUGGCACACAAUGCAACCAAGCCUGUGGACAGUGUACUGGAGGCACAUGUGAAAAGAAUGAUGGCACUUGUUCAGGCCAGGUAAACAUAGCUGCCGGUGGCGUGACUUCGCAAACCUCGGAUCUUAACUAUGCUGGCUACCUGUGGACAUCUGACAAAGCAGUGGACGGCUGCGACACAGCCGCCAUUUCCGCCAACUUUUCGAGCGACUAUGAGAAGUCCCGCUGUUGCAGCUGCAGUGAUGGAGGAGCAGGCCAGCAGACGUGGACUGUAAAAUUGACAACGCCGUCUGUGUUGAGCACCAUAGUGAUUGAAGGCCGUACCGACAUAACCAUCCAACUGACCGGCUUCACAGUGGAGAUCCAGCCCGUCGGCGGCAGUCCGCCAAUUCAGAUCUACGACAACGCCGCCACUGGCGACACCGUAGCCAAACCGAUCCGCAUUGAGAACCUCGCCACAAACUUCCCCGUUUUGAUCGAGAGGGUCAACGUGAUGAAACCGCAGGCGCCGUUGACACUGUGUGAGGUCAAGGUCUUCUCGGAUAAGUGGUCAUGCAAUGAGGGCUGGUUUGGUACCAAAUGUGAGUUAAACUGCUCCCAAUUGUGUGUGGGUGGAUGCGAGAAAAGUGACGGCAGAUGCAGCCAUUGCCCUCCAAGACGUACUGGAACACAAUGUGAGAGCUGUCCCCAAUGUAAGGACAAUGAGUGUCACCCUAAUGGCACUUGUAAAAUAGCCUGCGCUGACCCCACAAUGCAUGGUGAUGACUGUGAUAGAAGAUGCAGCGACUCAAUCGCGGGAUGCACCGAGUGUCAAUCUGUAACAGGUUUUGUGGAUUGCACAAAAUGUGUGGUUGGGAAAUACAUAGACAGGUGUUUGGACUGCCCAGCUAACUGUGUUGAAUGUGUUGGUGCAAACAAUUGUACAGUUUGCAAAACUGGAUAUACUGGAGUUGAUUGCUCUAAUGUGUGUUCUACAAAAAACUGCAUGGAAUGUCACCCAGAUGGAACCUGUAUAGUAUGUACUCGAGGUUUCUUUAUAUCUGGAAGUAUGAAGUCCUGUUCUAAUUGUAGUGUAGCAAACAAUUGUACAGUUUGCAAAGAUCCAUUUAUUUGUGAAGAAUGCAUAUCUGGAUACUACCAAGAAAAUGGAAAAUGUAAGAAAUGCCCUGUAAACUGUGUAGAGUGUACGUCUGAAAAGAGCUGCUCAAAAUGUGAGGCGGGAUGGCAGGGGUUGACAUGCAAGUGUGGUAAGAAUUGUACACAGGACGUGGCUAAACAGGUAUCUGACUGGUGUUCCCAAGAAAAUGGGACAUGCCUGAAAGGCUGUGUCGCCGGUAAGUACACCAGCCACUGUAAGACAGAUUGCCCCCCACUUGAUGGCUCUUGUCUCAUUUGCGAUCAGACUGAUGGAAACUGCUUUGAAUGUGUUCCUGGAAGAUAUGGCAAGUAUGGGCAUCAGUUCAACAGCUCCUGUAGUGAGAUGUGUGGUCAGUGCGCUGAUGGUAUAUGUCAGAUAGACAAUGGAGCGUGUUCAGGACAAUGUAAUCCAGGUUACCAUGGUGCAAAGUGCUCUCUAAUGUGUAGUGCAAACUGUAAGAAUAAUUCCUGUGAAAAAGUUACAGGGAAAUGCUAUGAAUGUAAAACAGGAUUCUAUGGUGCCGAGUGUGACAUAAAAUGUUACACAAAUUGUAAACUGGAUCAAACCAAUUGUCGACAAAACGAUGGAUACUGUGACACCUGUGUUGUGGGUUUCUAUGGCGACCAAUGUGAUCAGAAUUGUAGCAUCAAUUGUAAUUUGGGGAUAAUGGGUUGCCGUAAACAGGAUGGAUUUUGUGACGUUUGUAACAUAGGAUUCCAUGGUAACACUUGUUCCAGCGCAUGUAAAAAUUGUAUGAAUUCAUGUCAAAAAACAGAUGGAAGAUGUGACGAAUGUGCAAUCGGUUUUUAUGGUCCAGAUUGCAAGUACAAAUGUCCUGAAAACUGCUUAAAUAAAUGCUCUAGGGACACAGGUCACUGUAUUGUAUGUCGGAAAAUGUUCUACGGCAGUUCGUGCGAGAAUCCCUGCCCAGACAAUUGUGGGGAGAUGGGAGUGCAGCAGAACUUGUGUAACAAGGAUACAGGGUUUUGCCAGCAGUGUAAGGCUGGUUACUAUGGCGACAAAUGUGAGGACAGAUGUUCUGAUCAGUGCACCACAAACUUUAUGGGACUUAUUUGUGAACAGGCUGAUGGAAGAUGCCGCGAUUGUCCAGUAGGAAUGUAUGGCAAGUUCUGCGAUUUACCAUGUGCUGGAAAGUGUGUCAACCCCUCAAAGCGACAUUCAGUUGGUGACUGCCACCAGAUGACCUCUGAGUGUGUCCAUGGCUGCCAAGAGGGUUACCAUAGCAACCUGUGUAACAUGUCAUGCAACACGGGAUGCAAGGGUCAGCAGUGUGACAUCGACACUGCCCAGUGUCUGAAAGGCUGUGAGGAGGGGUUCAAGGGAGAAUACUGCAGUGAAGCAAUGCCCCCGUCUAGUGAUGCUGGUGUAAUCAUUGGCGUAGUUGUUGCUCUUGUGGCACUGUCAGUAAUCAUCGCUGUUAUCGUCAUCAUCAUGUGUCGCAGGCGUCGAGCCAAGCCCAAGGAGAGUCAAGAUGAAACAUUGAUGAUGAGGAGACCGGAUGUCACGGACAGAACCACUCUGAUAAAUGGGAGUAAAAAGGACAGCAAAGAUAAACCCAAGUUACCUAAGCGCUCAAAGGGACACAGCAGCGACAACGGCGACCUGGAUACCAACAAUGAUGAUGAGGCGGCGCCAUUAGUUGUGGCUGACACGGACCCAUCUGAUUAUUACAACCUGAGUUCGCAGAUUUCCGUGGACUUUUUUGCGGACUACUUGAGAAAUCGGCAGAAUAAGGAUGAAGAUUGGUACAAGGAUGAGUUUAAGAAAUUACCGUCUGGGCUUUUACGAGAUGCAAAGGAUGCAUGCCUGCCUAGCAACCAAGGAAAAUGUCGCUACAAGCAGCUCUAUCCAUAUGACUUGAAUCGUGUCAAACUAGAACCAGAUGGUGAUGUUACAGGCGACUUCAUUAAUGCAUCAUACUUAAAGGGUUACAAGCAACCUGAAGCUUUCAUAGCGGCUCAGGGUCCAACAGAUGCGACUGUGAAAGACUUUUGGCGCAUGAUUUGGCAGAAAGACUGUGGCAAGAUAGUGAUGCUUACAAAUAUCGUCGAGGAAAUGAAGACAAAGUGUGUUUGUUAUUGGCCACAAGAAGCACCCUCUGCGACCUUCGGGAUAUUUGAAGUCAACAUGACAUCUGAACGUGUCCAGCCAAAUUUCACAAUACGCGGUUUGAGGGUUACCCAUAUGUCCACAAAGGAGGUGAAGGACUUCAGUCUGUACCAUUACACUGCGUGGCCUGACCGCAAUGUGCCAGACAAUCCAGGGGUGAUACUUGCAUUUAGGGAAAAAGUCAUGGAGGACAAGGCACUAUUAGAUGGUCCCAUUCUAGUUCACUGCAGUGCAGGCAUCGGUCGUACAGGCACCUUUAUUGCACUGGAUUAUUUAAUACGACAAGCGCACGCGGAGAAGACUAUUGAUGUCUUCCGGACUGUCACUGAUAUGAGGUACCAGCGGUCAAACUUUGUGCAAACAGAUAUUCAGUAUGAGUUCCUACACAACGCCAUACUUGAGGCCCUAACGGUUAAUGAGAGUGAGAUACCUGCCGCAGACUUCAACCAGUUUUACCAGUCACUGCUGGCCAAUGACAAGGAGCAGAUGAAACUCCAGUACCAGGCAAUGAACGAAAUGUCGCCAGUUUUAGACGAGGACUGUUUUGCUGCAAGUCAAACGCAGGAUAACAUUCACAAGAAUCGCUAUCCUGCCAUACUGCCGCCGGACAUGAGCAGGGCGUAUCUGUCCACUCCAGUGAAGGGCGGCAAUGACUACAUCAACGCUGUCUUCUUACCCACGUGCAUGAACAAGACAGGGUUUAUAAUUACCCAGAUGCCUCUACCUCACACGGUCACCGACUUCUGGCGACUCGUAUACGACCAACAUGUGCACAACAUCGUCAUGAUGAAUAAUGUUGACGAUGAUGAUGAUACAAUCGGAGAGUAUUGGCCGUCAGAAGACAGCACGUAUGGACCGUUUAGAGUCCAGCUGCUGAGCUGUGAGAAUCCGUGUCCUGAUUUCUCCAUAAUGAACAUGCUUCUUACAUAUAAAUCUCUGAGCCGAGAAUCCAAGAUGCAGGUGAAGCUGUUCCGCCUAGAGAGCUGGCCCGAUGACGAGACGUUACCGGCGACAACACAAUCCCUCACCUCCAUGUACAGCCAGUUGGCUAUCGCCCCUCGGGAUUCCCAGACUGAGGCUGUCAUUGUACACUGCAUGAAUGGUGCUGAACGCAGUGGCCUGUACUGUGCGAUAGCUGCCGUAUUGGACCGACUGAAUGCAGAACAGAAGGUGAACAUUCCCCAUACCGUCCAGCAGCUGAGGGGGCGUCGCCCAGAACUCAUCCAUACUCUGGAACAGUUUGAAUUUGUGUAUAGAACAGUGGCUGAAUACAUUGAGUCUAUGCAGGAGUAUGCCAACCUGCAGUUCUGAUGUAGGUUAUUAUGGAGACUAAAAUGAUAGGCUGUGAUGGUGCAAGAUUUUAUGGACACUUACUUCCGGGGAAAUGUUCAACGCAAAGUGCUAUGUGGUGUCAAAACAUUGUUUGUCUAAGAUGACUGGUGGACUUGAUAUUGUCAUAGUAGAACAGAUAAAUGUUGUUGUAAUUGUUGUGUGUAUGUCUUACCUACUAUCGUAACUACAUUUUGCACCUUGACUAUUUUAAGUGUAUGCACAUACUUUGAUUGUGACUUUUAAGAAAAUGACAACUGUCCAUGUCCAAAAAACAACUUGGCAAAUCUUUUGAAAUUGGCAGAAUUUGUGACAUUUAAGUUUAAUCUUGACAGUUCAUGAUGAUGCAUAAUAUUUAUAUUAUUUUGUAUUUAUAAUUAGUUACUAUAAUACUUAUAGUUAUUAAAACUAGUUACUAGUAAUAACUAAUAUAAUAAGAAAUAGUUAUUACUAUAAUUUUAACUAAUUACAGGUUAUUUUUAAGACAUAUAACUUACAUUAUUAUGAUGUAAUACAUGAUUUUAAGUGUAUAGAUCUGUAUAUUAGUAUUUGAUUUGGGUUCAUUUUGAGACGUUUUAGAAACUGUAAACUUAACCUCAAUCAGUAUAGUUAAAAGUAUGUCAUUUUAUAUUAUACAUUUCCAUGUUUUUGAAAGCUCGUUAUUUGAUAUGACUUCUGAAACCUGUUUUUUUUUAAGUGAGGAUUUUCAUUUGUCUUCUCCUUAAAACUAUAGAAAAUUUUAACUUAUUAUUAUAGAAAUUUAUAAACACAAUUAUCAACAGUAUACAAACACUUUUUCAUUCAAAAAUUGAUGUUGCAUUUCUUUGAUAUACACAGCCUUUUCUUUAAACUUUCGUAUUUCACUGUUAAUCAAUUAUACUUUUUUAUUGGUAAAUAUCAGAUUAGCAUUCUAUUUAAAGUGUAAAAAAAAAGUAAAGGUUUUUAGCUCACCUGAGCAAUUGCUCAGGUGAGCUUUUGUGACCGGUCUUUGUCCGUUGUAUGUCCGUCUGUCCGUUUAACUUUGCUCGUAAACACUCUAGAGGCCACAUUUCUUGUCCCAUCUUCAUGAAACUUGGUCAGAAGCUUUGUCCAAAUGAAAUCUCGGCCGAGUUCGAAACUGGGUUGCGCCGGGUCAAAAACUAGGUCACUAGGUCAAAAAAAAGAAAAACCUUGUAAACACUGUAGAAGUCACAUUUCAUGCCCAAUCUUCAUGUAAAAUGUUUGUCUUAAUGAUAUCUUGGUUGAGUUCAAAAGUGGUUCUGAUCCGUUGAAAAACAUGGCCACCAGUGGGCGGGGCAGUUUUCUUUAUUUGGCUAUAGAGAAACCAUGUAAACACUCUAGAAGUCACAAUUUAUGCCCAAUCAUCAUGAAAGUUGGUCAAAACAUUGGUUCAAUUGAUGUCUCCAACCAGUUUGAAAAUUGUGGAGAUCGGUGAAAAAACAUGGCCGCCAGUGGGCGGGGCAUUUUUCUCUAUAUGUAUAUAGUGAAAACAUGUGAACACAGUAGAAGUCACAUUUUUGGCCCAAUUUUCAUGAAAUUUGCUCAAAAUAUUUGUUUCCUUGAUACAAGAGUUGAGUUCAAAAAUGGUUCCGGUCAGUUGAAUUACAUGAAACUUCAUAGGUACAUUGAUCAUGACUCGCAGAUGACCCCUAUUGAUUUUCAGGUCACUAGGUCAAAGGUCAAGUUCACUAUGACCCGAAAUAGUAAAAUUGUUUCUGGAUGAUAACUCAAGAACGCUUAUGCCUAGGAUCAUGAAACUUCAUAGAUACAUUGAUCAUGACUCGCAGAUGACCCCUAUUGAUUUUCAGGUCACUAGGUCAAAGGUCAAGGUCAUGGUGACCUGAAAGAGUAAAAUGGUUUCUGGAUGAUAACUCAAGAACGCUUAUGCCUAAGAUCAUGAAACUUCAAAGGUACAAUGAUCAAGACUCGCAGAUGACCCCUAUUGAUUUUCAGGUCACUAGGUCAAAUGUCAAGGUCACAGUGACCUGAAAUAGUAAAAUGGUUUCUGGAUGAUAACUCAAGAACGCUUAUGCCUAGGUUCAUGAAACUUCAUAGGUAUAUUGAUCAUGACUUGCAGAUGACCCCUAUUGAUUAUCAGGUCACUAGGUCAAAGGUCAAGGUCAUAGUGCCAAAAAAUGUAUUCACACAAUGGCUGUCAAGGUCACGGUGACUCAACUUAGAAAAAUGGUUUCUGGAUGAUAACUCAAGAAUGCUUACGCCUAGGAUCAUGAAACUUCAUAGGUACAUUGAUCAUGACUCGCAGAUGAAAUAAUGAUGAAACAUGACCAGGAUGUUUGUCUGGACAAUAUCUAGGUCAAGUUUGACAUUUGGUAAAGAUUGAAUGAACCGACUCCUCUCAGGUGAGCGAACUAGGGCCAUCUUGGCCCUCUUGUUAUUUUAUGCCAAUGGUUAAUUUUACUAUUUUUAAGUGUUUUAUACAACUAUUGAACCAAUUUUUAAUAUUCACAUUUUUAAUGCAUUUUUUAAUGCAUUUUUAAAUACAAACUUAAAUGAAAAUAAUGUGUGUUAAGCAUUAUGGAUUCACAAUCAAAAUCUACUAAGGUUUUUGAAAGUAUUGUCUUUGAAAAAUUCAAGUAUUAAAUUGUUCUUUGUUUUAAUUCUUUCACAUUCCCUUCUUUUGUAUGUAUAUAUUUGUUUACUUUUUUAUGUUUAUAAACACAUUUUGUGUGUGUAUCUUUUGAAAAAACCAAAGACUAUCAUAUUGUAAACAUUUGCUAUAUAUAUUCUCACCAAACCUUAACACAUGUUCAGUGGGAAGGCCCACGUCCCGAUUGGACUUCUAUUUCAUAAAAUCCUUAAAUAUUAACAAAUUCAUUUAACAAUUCUUGAUGAACGAAUGACGAACGUUUGUGAAAUGAAAUUCGUGAGCACUUUUUAUGCCCCCGUCAGUCAGUAUGUCAGUAUGUGUGUAUGUCAGUCUGUCCGUCCAUCCGGAAAAAACUUUAAUGUUUGCCAUAACUUUUGCAUUAUUGAAGAUACAAACUUGAUAUUUGGCAUGCAUGUGUAUCUCAUGAAGCUGCACAUUUUGAGUGGUGAAAGUUCAAGGUCAAGGUCAUCCUUCAAGGUCAAAGGUAAAAAAAAAAAAAAAUUCAAAGCGGCAUUCUCAUGAAGCUGCACAUUUUGAGUGGUGGAAGUUCAAGGUCAAGGUCAUCCUUCAAGGUCAAAGGUAAAAAAAACACAACAUUUCAAAGCGGCGCAAUAGGGGGGAUUGUGUUUCUGACAAACACAUCUCUUGUUUCCAUCAAUAUUUAACAGAAUUUGUUUUUAAAAUUUGGAAGUUGUGAUUAUACAACUGUACAUGAUUAUCUGGUAAUGGAUUGAGACAGAACAUUUUGUAAUAAUGGGGUUGUAGAAAAAGUGUUGUUUAUUAUAUGGAUGUAUUAAUUUUAACCCAUAAUAUUGGCAUCUUUUAUAAUUGGCGCUAUUACAUAGGUUUGAUUGUUGUCAUUUUGACCAUGAUUGUCAGUUAACAAAUGUUUAAUAGCUACACUUUGUGAUUCCAGUUUAAUUUCACUUUCACUACCACUAAAACCAGAAUGUGGCUAACUGAAGGGAAUCAGAUUAAUAGUUUAAUUUCUAUUAGUCAUCCUUUAGUCCCCUUUGUUUUGAGUAAAUUUGAGUUUGAUUUGAAAAAGAUUGAAAUGUAAUGAAAAUCAAAUAACGUUCUUGUGCAAUAUGUUUACAGAAGUAUUGAAAUAGAUGUGUACAAUAUACUGUCUCGUACAGUCAAGAAUAUACUUCUAUUUGUGGACUUUAACUUUGUGCUACUUCUUGUAAGAUUCGUGUUGUUUUAAACAUUUGUCAUGUACAAUAAAUACUACCAUAUGUGAUGUGUAUUUAUUGACUUCAAGUAGACAAAUGUGGCCCAUGUAUGUAAGUCAGUAAAAAAAAACAAUCAGUAUGUUUAAUGAUAAUUAUUACAAGUAUGGUUGUAUUAAGUGGUUAUUUCAUUUAUAAAACUCUUGUAAUAAAAAAGCACAUAAUCUACUUGAA
Dreissena polymorpha is the source of this 9441-nucleotide messenger RNA. RefSeq lists its product as uncharacterized. Lineage: Eukaryota; Metazoa; Mollusca; Bivalvia; Myida; Dreissenidae. Gene Ontology annotation, molecular function: protein tyrosine phosphatase activity. The transcript has 26 exons. Gene Ontology annotation, biological process: protein dephosphorylation. The coding region runs from base 94 to 5409 and encodes 1771 amino acids. The record is from RefSeq and is a predicted model, not a curated record.